AUGCUGGUAAAUAAGUUUCUUAGACUGGAUCCCAGAGCAGUUCGUCAUUAUCAAAUUUUGAGUGGGUCAAGAAAAGUUUUGCCCGUUUAUCCACCCGCCGAGAAGAAGUCGAGUUCAAAUCUGCUUUCCAGGUUAUCAGCGUUGGAUCAAAACGCGUUGGAUCCACAAGGCUGGCGCAGAAAGCUUAUUUCUGGGCAACCGGAUGAAACCACCCGGGCUGGAGACGUUGUGCGUGUUGUUUACGACUCCAACAAGUGUAAUUACGACAAUUUCGUCGGGUACGUUUUGGCUGUCGACCGUAAAUCGAUGACCCAAGAUGCUUCUCUACUUCUGAGAAAUCAGGUUGCCAAGACUUUUGUGGAGGUCAGAGUACCGAUAUUCUCGCCAAUUAUCCAGAGAAUAGACAUUUUGAGGAAAUCUGACGGCAGGAGAAAGAGAAACAAGCACUAUUAUAUCAGAGGCACCAAACUCGAUGUCGGGGAUCUGGAAGCGGGUUUACGCAAACGGAAAUGA
This is a messenger RNA of Lachancea mirantina, 513 nucleotides long. The record is from the annotation of a GenBank genome assembly. Lineage: Eukaryota; Fungi; Ascomycota; Saccharomycetes; Saccharomycetales; Saccharomycetaceae.